UGCCCUUUAUCGUCCAAUGAUGCAGGAAUGUGAGGGAUGCUGAGUGUCCAGCUGAUCCACUGCUUUGCGCCCGGGGGAGGGUCUCCAGUCUCCACUCUGGCUGCCAUAACACGGCUCAGCUCAGGCAGGCAGGUGGGCCGGCGGGGGUGAAGCGCAUCCUCGGAGAGAUAUGCUGGAAACAUGAUCAUCAGGGGAACAUAAACGCGUUAUUCGUCUACGGUCAGAUGAUAAGACAACUCCAUGUGUUUCGUGUUAUCCUUCAAAUGACAUAACAAAAGAGGCAGGCGUCGGGUCCGUGCAGGAAAGACACUAGCCGACAUCAUCAGCCGCUGCGCCGUGUGAGGCGAGGUCAUCGCAGAGUAGCCUACUACGGUUCCCAUGGACCCCUGUGCCUUGAUCCCAAUCUAAAGCUCUGAAAACGACCUCAGGCCCCGCCACAGACCUCAGUUAUCACUUCACCCAGUACUAUUAUCGAUAUAUCAGAGAGGAUGUGAGUAGGAGAAUGACUGAGGCUAUAAAACCUCAAUAAGUCCAACCAAGAAAAGAAGUGGAAUCACAUGGCUGCUAUGGACUGACGGGUCAACUGAUACCAGAUCACACUGGCUUUGCUUGGAAGUUGACAAUGGUGUUGUUUUUGAUUGGGAUCUCUAUUGCUGUGAAUAAUUCAUCUCAUGAGAACCAAACUGCAGAAACCCCCACCCAUCAGGGUGCUCAUGUGCUGCCCUCAACACUGGUCAUAUCCCUGCUUCUUAUCAUUGUUGUCCUGCUGACAGUCUACUGUCUGAGGUUCAAAAACCACAGGAAAGCUCUCGUUACCUCGGUGGAUAAAAAGAUUCCGAAUGGCUUCUUGGAGGAACAAGGAGAGCAGACAGUGGUCCUCCUCCCCAGAUCUCCCUCGCCAUCCAAGAGGUACUUCCCCAUCCCUCUGGACUCGCUGGAGGAGGAGUAUCGGAUACGCUCUGCAGACGACGGCAAGCUCUUCAGAGAGGAGUUCAACUCGCUGCCUUGUUACUACCACCACGGGUCCUUUGAGGAGGCGAGCAGAGAGCACAACAGAGAGAAAAACAGAUACCCAAACAUUUUGCCAUAUGAUCAUUCAAGAGUGUUGUUAAGUCAUCUAGAUGGACAUCCAUGUUCUGACUACAUAAAUGCAUCUUACAUAGAUGGUUUUAAAGAGAAGAACAAAUUCAUUGCAGCUCAAGGCCCGAAGCUUGAGACAGUGGCCGACUUCUGGCGGAUGGUUUGGGAACAGAAAACAGCAACUAUAGUAAUGCUGACAAAUCUAAAAGAAAGGAAAGAGGAUAAAUGUUAUCAGUAUUGGCCAGAAAAAGGCUGCUGGAUGUACGGGAACAUCAGGGUGGCGAUGGAGGACUUCACUGUACUGGUGGACUACACCAUUAGAAAGUUUUGCGUUCAAUAUCAGGGCAGUGAUGGUCCCCGAGCUCCGCGGCUGGUCACCCAGCUCCACUUCACCAGCUGGCCAGACUUCGGGGUGCCAUUCUCACCCAUCGGCAUGCUGAAAUUCCUCAAGAAGGUCAAGACUGUCAAUCCAUCAUAUGCUGGACCCAUUGUUGUGCACUGCAGUGCCGGGGUGGGAAGGACUGGGACCUUCAUUGUCAUUGACAGCAUGAUCGACAUGAUGCACAUAGAACAGAGGGUGGAUGUCUUCGGCUCUGUGAGCAGAAUACGAGAACAGCGCUGUCAGCUCAUCCAGACAGAUAUGCAGUACUCCUUCAUCUACCAGGCUCUGUUAGAGUACUAUUUGUAUGGAGACACAGAGCUGGAUGUGUGCUCUCUGGAGGGCCAUCUGCAGAGGCUUCACAACACCAGGGCUCCCCACGACAGGCUGGGCCUGGAGGAGGAGUUCAGGAAGCUGACCAAUGUCCGCAUAAUGAAGGAGAACAUGAGAACUGGGAACCUUCCUGCCAACAUGAAGAAGAACCGUGUGCUUCAGAUCAUUCCGUAUGAUUUCAACCGAGUAAUACUCUCAGUAAAAAGAGGACAGGAGUUCACCGACUACAUCAAUGCCUCCUUUAUUGAUGGCUACAGGCAGAAGGACUAUUUUAUCGCAACCCAGGGCCCACUGUCUCACACAGUGGAGGACUUCUGGAGGAUGGUGUGGGAGUGGAGGUGUCAUUCAAUCGUUACGCUCACCGAACUCAAAGAGAGGGAGCAGGAAAAGUGUUUCCAGUAUUGGCCAUCAGAGGGCAGUGUAACAUUUGGAGAUUAUACUGUGGAGCUGACUGGAGAUGCACUGUGUGAAACCUUUACUCUCAAAGACAUGGUGCUCACCUACAGACCAGAAAAGCAGUCACAACACAUCCGACACUUCCACUUCCACGGAUGGCCUGAGAUCGGAAUACCAGCCGAGGGAAGAGGGAUGAUUGACAUUAUUGCCGCUGUGCAGCGGCAGCAGCAGCAGUCUGGAAACCGUCCCAUAAUUGUGCACUGCAGCGCUGGUGCGGGUCGCACCGGUACCUUCAUUGCCCUCAGUAACAUUCUGGAGAGGGUGAAAGCUGAAGGCCUCCUGGACGUUUUUCAGACAGUCAAGAGUUUACGCAUGCAGAGACCACACAUGGUUCAGACUGUGGAGCAAUACGACUUCUGCUACCGAGUGGUUCAGGAUUUUGUUGAUAUUUUCUCAGACUACGCCAAUUUUAAAUAAUAAUGCUGUUUCGACUUGUGCAUUUUUUUUUCUGAAUGUUGUUUUCUACAGCAAGCAAUUUUUACAUUUUGCACUUGAUUACAGAUCUAAAGAAAGAAUUGUAACAUACUGUAAUAUAAUUAAAAACAUCUGUACUCCAGGAGAGUCUGUCUCUUUCAGGAAUUCUUGAUCUUCAAGUAUCCCAAUGUAAAAUAUAAAAAUUAUAGUGGUUUAUUAAUAGGUUGGUUGGGAUCUUCAAUAUGUAUAAGUUUUAUGUUGCAUCAUUGUGAGGGUCAAUAAAGAAAAACAUUCAAAGACUGUAUUACAACUUUAUCUAUUUAAUAAUGUAUAUAUAUAUAUUGUAUGUAUUGCUCACCUGAAAUGCACCACUAAUGUGUUGUAGAGUACAUGCAUUCUCUUUUAUUUCUGCUUUAUUUUGUUACUCACCACAAUGCCUGUGGUUUACAUUAGUCUUGUAUUUAAUGCUGCCCUCUGAACAUGUUUGAUUGCAAUGAGGAGAAAAAAAUUAUGUUUGAUAAAUAGGGUAAAAUGAUUAAUGCUAACACAAUGUCCUGUCUGACAUGUGUGAAUAAUAUAUAUGAUCUACCUUGAGCUCAAACAAAAACAUAAAAUUCAAGAUACAUUUCAUUCUGUUAGAUGCUGCAAAUUACCUCACUUCUGUGUGAAUAACUUAACAGCUGCUGUCUGUUGCAGUUUUAUUCAACUUCACCAACUUUCUUGUGUUGCCUGUGGCAAUAUUACUUAGUGGAGUGGCGCCUGACGCUGCAAAAUGCAAUUAGCCCACAUUGGAACAGGCAGAAAAUAUUUGAUUAUUAUAUCCAAAUGUAUCAGUUUUAUAAAUGUUUUACAGCUGAGCAUCGCAUCCAUCCAUUUUUUUAUACACAUUACCAAGCUGACUUUACACUUGCAUGUUUGCAUAAAGCAGUGCCAUAUUGAUUAGGAAGACUGCUCUAAUCAUGAAAAACUUCCAAACUUGUCACCAAGUGACACAAUUUUAAUACAGAUAAGAUGUUGCCAGAUGUUUAUGUUUAAUUCAAUAUAAUAGCCCAAUUUUUAAAAGUGCAUUGUUUUUGAAUGGUGGUCUCCUGUAUGUAUCAUCAGUUUAUUGUUUAUACAAACACUUCAGAAUAUUAUAAGGAUAACAAAAUGUACCAUUAUUUUAGUUUUUGCAAAUAACUGUGUAAGAAAUUGAGAUGAAAAACACCACGGUAAUAUGUGUUUUAAUGAAGACUUGAUAAGAGAUGCGGUUGAAUCUUAUCUGAGAGAGUAAAAAGCAGAUAUCAAGAACCAAUGCUCAGCCAAAAUAUGAAAUAUGCAUGCACAGGCUUUUUGACAUAUUUUGACUAUGAUAGUUAGUCUUAGUUUCAUAUUUAAACAAGGAAACCCCAACAUUGCUGCAAAAUCAAAAGCAUAUAUUUUUGCAAGGCUUCUGCUUACAGUACUUCUUUGUAGAACAGUAAGCAUUAAAGUCUUAGGUUUGGGUAAAUAACUUUCUACUGUGUUUGUACUUCCAUUAAAUCGUAAGAUGGGUUUAUACAUAACACACUGAUCAUUUUGUUUAUUUAGUGUACAUCAAUUCUUGUUGUGGUUAUUAAUCAAAGCCAAUGUUAACUGCAUUAUUGACUUAAUUGUAAUGGAUUGCCAUGUUGAAAGAACAAGAAAUAGGGCCAAUGGCAGUGAGGCCUUGCAGCUGAUGCACAAGCAUCUUGUUUCAGUGAUGUUUUUGCCUUUUGAAUCUGUAUGGAUUUGAACUACUAUUUGUUUGCUAAAAGCUGAUUCCAAUAAAUUAUAGAUGGAGAGAAAUGCCAGA
Messenger RNA from Sander lucioperca (pikeperch), 4475 nucleotides. RefSeq names its product receptor-type tyrosine-protein phosphatase epsilon-like. Lineage: Eukaryota; Metazoa; Chordata; Actinopteri; Perciformes; Percidae. The coding region runs from base 623 to 2665 and encodes 680 amino acids. The transcript is spliced from 21 exons. The record is from RefSeq and is a predicted model, not a curated record. Gene Ontology annotation, biological process: protein dephosphorylation. Gene Ontology annotation, molecular function: protein tyrosine phosphatase activity.